GAAAUAUUUUACGAUUCCUUGGAAAGGAAAUACAGUUACGUCUACGCCGGAAAAAGGCACGGUGUUGCUGGUUGGUUGACCUCCGUUUGACUCCGUAAAUUGUGGUCAGCUUCUGUGUGCCUUUCCUCCGUCGUCUUCUGCACUAAAAGGAACCAUUUGAUUCCAACACAUAACCCAAAAGGGUAAAGAUGGUGGUGGCUUUGUCAAUGGUCCCCUUUCUGGGAACUGUUCGAUCCCCACCUUCUGUAGCCUUUCUCGCACCUUGCAGACGUCAGAUAAGCAUUCACGGUUCCUCAAUUUCACUUCCAAGAAAUGGGUUCUCUCCGUUCAACACGUUUCUUCAAGCUCGAUCACAGUCUAAUUCUGCAAGUGGACAUGCUGGAGAACAAUCUGAGAUUAUUUUCGUGGGGACAGGAACUAGUGAAGGGAUUCCUCGUGUCAGCUGCCUUACAGAUCCUUUAAAGAAGUGCCCGGUAUGCACAAAAGCUGUGGAACCAGGUAAUAAAAAUAGGAGACGGAAUACAAGCAUCCUUAUUAGUUAUCCUAGGCCUUUGGGAAGAUGUAACAUUCUGAUAGAUGCUGGAAAGUUUUUCUACCACAGUGCUCUUCAAUGGUUUCCUGCCUUUGGGAUAAGAACAAUUGAUGCGGUUAUAAUUACUCAUUCGCAUGCUGAUGCAAUUGGAGGUCUAGAUGAUCUACGUGAUUGGACUAACAAUGUGCAGCCCUACAUCCCAAUCUAUGUUGCAGAGCGUGAUUUUGAGGUGAUGAAGAAGACCCAUUAUUAUUUGGUGGACACAAGUGUGAUUACACCUGGUGCUGCAGUCUCAGACUUGCAAUUUAAUGUCAUACGUGAAGAGCCAUUCAUUGUACAUGAAAUCAAGUUUACCCCUUUACCAGUGUGGCAUGGACGUGAUUAUUGUUCCCUUGGUUUUCGUUUUGGUGAUAUUUGUUAUAUCAGUGAUGUCAGUGAAAUACCUGAAGAAACAUAUCCGCUGUUGGAGGACUGUGAACUCCUCAUUAUGGAUGCUCUGAGACCUGAUAGAUCUUCAGCAACACAUUUUGGACUUCCAAGGGCUUUGGAGGAAGUACGGAAGAUAAAGCCUACAAAAACACUAUUCACUGGUAUGAUGCAUCUGAUGGAUCAUGAAAAGGUGAAUGAAUAUCUUUCCAAACUCAAGGAUACAGAGGGACUUGAUGUGCAACUGAGCUACGAUGGAUUGCGUAUACCGGUCCAACUCUAGCAUCAUGUUAACUUGCAUGUGCCCAUUCUUCUGAUUGAAAACUCAUAUGAUUCUUCAGCAUCAAUUCAAUAUUGUAUUUCAACGCGCUAAAGGUGAUGUUCAUAAGCAUCAUUAACCACAUUCAAUCCAUGUGGUUUACAUUCUUGAAAAAACACAAAGGUUACACAAUCCCCAUUUUUCCCCGUUCUUACUUUCUAGUUUUUCUACCCUUCUGAAAACAAGAUAUGCCUGGUGCUGAAGGUACUUGUAUCGAUAAUAAUCCCCUUUUUGAUACGUUCCGGAGAUGGCCAUGUCCAUUUGUAUGAAGUGUUUUGAGAAAAGGACAAUGUCCUUCAUGUUUUAACCACCACAUCAUUUAGACUUACUUACCUAACCAAAGCUGUAUCUCAAUUAUUUGGCCAAAGCAUAUCAAAUAAACUUUAUUGGAAGAUUGGAUUAUUGGUUUGGGGUUUGAAUUUUUAGACCCUGAAAUCGUCAUGGAAUCAACCAAAGUUUUUGAUAAUGACAAGUUGUGGUUUCAGGUUAGGCAAAAAGUAUAAAAGGGCAGUGCAGAUCAUCCAAAAAGAGUAGAUAGAGAUGGUGGUUUACGGAUUUACAAUCUUUCGUUGGUCCUAGUCACAAGGUUUAGUUCACUUGGUAAGUAUCGAAAUUUCGAUCACGUUUAGGUUUGACUCUUGCUACCAGCAGUUUUCCUGUGAAAUAGAAGAUCUGUAAGUUUUACUUGAGCUAAUGGUAUAUUUUGGUUGGCUUAACCCCCUGUGCCCCCCUCCAAGUUGUCAUCAUUGAGGGUUUUAGCCCCCCAAUAUGCUAUGUCUGUUAUUUAGCUCAUGAACUAUUUGUCACUUAAACUAUUGACCCGAAAGUGAUGGUAGCGAAUCAUGUCCAAUAUUAAUUCGUAACCCAUGCUUACUCAACAUAAUGUCGUUGUUACGUUGGAAUAAAAAUGGUCCAAAUUG
Molecule: messenger RNA, 2197 nt
Organism: Rubroshorea leprosula
Lineage: Eukaryota; Viridiplantae; Streptophyta; Magnoliopsida; Malvales; Dipterocarpaceae
Source: the annotation of a GenBank genome assembly